Messenger RNA from Linum trigynum, 3007 nucleotides. Lineage: Eukaryota; Viridiplantae; Streptophyta; Magnoliopsida; Malpighiales; Linaceae. The record is from the annotation of a GenBank genome assembly.
CCCAACGGUGAUAUCAUAUGAGAUUCAUAAUUGUUUAAAUAUUAUUAAUGUGACUCAUCCAAGGAUUGAAAAAUCAUAUCGGAGGCUGUACCGGAAAAGUCAGCAAUAGAGUAUUUUAUGUUGAAAUCGUGAUUGUACCGUUUCAUAAAGUUAAUACCAUCUACCGACUUUGAUAUGAUCCCAAAUUGGCCAUCAAUCACGCUGGAAUUGAUUGAUCAAGAAGGUAAGCAAAGUACAUUAAAGAACACUGAAUUUUGGCUAAGUUCUUUCAUAGUUUCAGGUAGCCAACUUUGCACGUCGGGAACUUGUUAUUGGCUUAAUGAAAAUUCGAGUUUAAGGCCGUGUUUUGAAGAUGAAGAGUUUAUCUUUCCAUUGAUGUGCUUUGGAGCUCGAGAGGAAGCCCAUAAGAGUGAUUUCCAGGUCGAUCAAGUUGCUAGCUCAACAUGGGAAAAACUGCCGAAAUAUUUUAGGUGUUGGAACGAGUUCGGGAAGGAACUUUGGAAGCCUCAAUCGAAGGGAUGGCAUGAGAGUCGAUCUUCAAGAAUCAUACCUCAUAAAAGUAGGUUUAUUCUACUACAAAGACGUGGCGUUGGAUGACUGGAAUGAAGAAUGGAAGGCCUCAAAUGAAAGCUCCAAAGAUCGUAUCGAAGCUGAGUUUCUGUCUUUGGAAACCGGCAAUCUGAAUCCUUAUCGGAUUAGGAUUCCUUUGUUGUUUUGUGUUUAAUUCCUCUUCAUUGUUGGUUUUUAUUUCCUUUUUCAAUUGUAAUAUAUCAAGGAGUUCUCUAAGAGUAGUAGGAUGGGCUAGGUCUAUUUAAGUAGCUUUGAUUCAUUGUAAUUUUCAGAUUUCAUAGAGUUGAAUAACAAACCGAGAGUUUGCGUUCAUAAAGUUUUGUCUUGUGAAUUGAGAGAUCAACCUAGCCGAAUCUAUGUUUGAUCUUGAGCUUGUAUUGUUCAAGUACUCACCUUGUUCGUGGCCAAGCAUCGACGACACAAAUCGAGCCUCUUUCCCAUCGUGAAAGUUGCACGAAAGGUUCCAUCCCAAACACGAGCACAAGACCCUAUUUUGUGUUCUUUCUCACCAAGUUUUGAUUCAAUCUUGAAUUGAAUCCUAGCUGUGCUUCUCUGGUUCAAAACCACCCACCUAGAGGUUAUCAGACUUCACUUCCGGUAAGAUGUUUUGGUCGAACUACUCUGUAUGGUGUGGUCUUCAAUCCUUUCACUCAUCGUGAGGAAAGAUAAAAGUAGAACAUGAUAAGAGGAAGGAGGUAAUUAAGAUAUGGUGUGACGUGCUUAUCUUAUUGCAAACCUGCCUAGUAUAUUACUCCCCGUAAGAUUUUCUUAGGAUUUUUCAUUUUUUAUCUAAUGGUCUACUAGUUUUACAAGGCUAUAAAUAUGACAUAUAAUUUUUACACCUGAUCUCGUCUUGUAAAAAGACGUAAUAAAUAUUGACCGCUUCAUUCACCCUUAAAUCAGACACUUCCCUUCCCCGUCAUUUUAUAACCAACAAUAACAUACAAUUUCGCCUUGCCAUUUGUGUGCAAUUUUUUAGAUCUAACAAAUCUUCUUAUUUAUGAUCCACUAUACCAUUCUGAACACGAGGAUGCAUGCUUGAAUCAAAACCACCAAGGAUUAUAAUAAUUGAAAAAGAAAAGAAAGGUUCUGAGAAUAAAAUUGAUAUAAUAUGGUUACGGGAGAAGAUCAGCAUCCAUGGGCUGAUAUAUGUCCAAAUCUCUUGAAUUCCAUUUACAGGAGGCUCCCGUCCUACAUCGAUGGUACUCAAUUCGGUUGUGUAUGCAAGAAAUGGCACCAAAUCCACUCCGAGGUCGUGCUUUCCAAUCCCUUGCAUGUGGACAUCAACCGUACAAAAUUCUCAGACUUCGAUGUCAUCGAAGUGCGGGAAGAUGACAAGCUUUUCGUCCUACCACAUCGUGAAACUCAAAUCCCAGAGAGGCUUGUAGGUGUCAACGUACAGAUCCUUGGGAGGGCGGGCGCGUGGCUGCUUCUAAAAGAGCGCAACAUUUUCUUGGGUUGUUACAAUCCUCUGCUUCAAAGUCCGGCAAACUAUAUCGCUCUUCCUAAACUGAGUUUGCAAUUUUCCCACUAUCGACGCAACUGGACGCCAGUCACAGUCAAGGUCGCAUUCUCCGCGCUACCCACAACUCGUGACUCCAUGAUCCUCAUGGUAUAUGGCGAUCGUUAUUUCAGUGUGCUCCGUUGUGGUGAUGACUGGAUGUGGAAGACAUACAAUUUCUCUUUGGCUAGGAAAAAGGGACAAACUUGCCUCGGUGUAGGCUACGGAAAGGGCAGAUUCUUUUGCUUAUUUGAAAUGGGAGAUAUGAUGAUUUUCAGCAUUGACAAGAAUGAGACGAGAAUAACCUUUGCUUCUUAAGCGACUCGAGCAAUGGGACAGUUUGUGUGUUGUGGCAGUGGUGACAAAAAAAGCCACGUCUGGAAGUGAUCAAAAUCAUGAGAUAGGAAAGAUUAUGAAGUUUAUGAUAAUCACUCAUUGGGAGCGAGAUUAUGAGGCGCGUGACAAGAACAACUUCAAAUUGGUGGCAGUGGUGGAAAAAAUUACCACGACGGCAAAUCUAUUACUGGAUAAUGAUGAUGAUGAUUGUGAGAUAGUGUCAACGCUGGAGGAUGGGAAAAACAACAAGGGAUUGAUUGUAGCGAAAGACAGACUGCCAUUGAAGAGGAGUUUCCACAGCUUUUAUAUUGUCGCACUAUCUUUUCUUCCUCCUCUGGUUCUCCUUCUUGGUGCUUCUUGGAUUGUUAGCCUUUUGAUUCGCAAGUUGAAGUGUGGUUAAACUCAAUGUAAUGAAGGGGCAGGGCUUGUGAUUUUUUGGUUGAAUAAAAUUGAGCUGACGAUGCAAAGCAUUAUUAGUUUUUAUAUUGUUGUACUUGUAGCACACCUUAUAAAAAUUAUUUGCAGUCUUAAAAAUUGAAAUUGAUUCUUCAAAGUGAUUUGUAGUCCCUCAUGUGAUCUCAAUAAAGAUUUACGAAAUCA